Molecule: messenger RNA, 679 nt
Organism: Symbiodinium sp. CCMP2592
Lineage: Eukaryota; Dinophyceae; Suessiales; Symbiodiniaceae
Source: the annotation of a GenBank genome assembly
AUCGCUCCGGGGCGGUCGGCAGUCGCCUUGCCACUGCCAGAUCGACUCGCAGCACUGGAGCCGGCCAACAAGGACUGAACCGCACUGCGUCUUCAUCGACCUCGGCGCAGGGUCCGGCGCGGAUUUGCAGGCCUGGGCUGAAGGGAAGUUCGGCCCUGUGGCCAAUUGCCCCAGCGGCAAGUGGGAGGCCAUCCUCGUCGAGGCCAAUCCGAUCUUGACAGAGACUCUCAACGGUGUGGCGCAGAAGUAUGCGGGCAAGGUGCAGGUGAACGCAUCCCGGGCAGCGUACAUGUGUGAGGCAAAGACAGCCUUCUACAUCAACACAAACGAGCAGCAGCUGAAGAAGUCGUCUUCUGUGUCUGCCGGCUUUCAGGAGGCUUCUGUGCUCGGCACCGAGCUGUCGAAAGUCGAGGUUGACACAGUGAAUGUGAAUCGCCUGCUCACGGAGAACACGAUUCCAGGGGACUGGGUCAUGAUGAAGAUGGACGUUGAGGGAGCUGAGUUCGACAUCAUUCCAUGCAUGGCCGAGUCACCGGCGGGCAGUUUGGUUGACAGGCUCUACGUGGAACAGCAUGAUCCAGGCUGGGGCCUGGAGGGCGCCACCCCUUCGGCGAUGCAGACUGCACUGACAGGUCUCAGGACACGUGGUGUCGACAUUCCCGCCUUCUCGCCUGUGUGA